GGCUUGCUUCCGAGUUCACGAGUUUGAGUGAACAACAUUGUCAAUGUGGAGCUUUCAAAGUUAGUCGGAGUACUUUCACGGAAUAACCAUGUAUAAUGCCGCGUACUGUUCAGUUUUAGGAUUACUCAUGUUUGGACUCUCGCUGAUGAUUAUGGGCGAGGAUGUGAGCAAACCCAAGUCAAAGCGCUACAACGACAAGUCCUUCCCCAAGCACAGCUUAGUUCUGGAGCGCAAUGUCACAUGUGAAGACAUUCCUGAUGAGAAAGUUGGCCGAUUUAUGUCCCACACAUGGACGUGUCACAACAUCAGAGUUGACGGAUACCGACUCGCCUACGGCUACUAUCCGGGCAUCGGUAUUGACAUCAAGUGUAACGAUACAGGGGGAAAACAUGAGUUUGCACAACUUUGCCGGGAGCUGCUGAGAAAAGUUGCCACCGAUAGACCCCUUCAUGCAUUAUAUAUCACCGAAGUAUCCUGUGACUACAACAGUGACACGCGUGUGUUGUUGAAUCGGACGUCGGAGGAGGAGUAUACUUGGGAGGACCUGCAGCCAGGCAAUGGCUGGGUGGGCACGAUACAAUGCAUGGUCGUACUUCCAGGGAAGUCAUGAAUGCACCCCAUACUUCCGAGAUAUGCAAAUCCAACCUGUGCCUAAAGAAUGUGUGAUUAUCCUGAACACAGGCGAUGUAUGUCUGUGUCAGCUGCCGGAACUGGCUUGGAUCACAUGUGAUCCAGCUAAGUCGAAUGAGAUCUAAUUGAGUCAUAUGUGAUCUAAUUGAGUCGUACAUGAUCUAAUUGUGUCGUACAUGAUCUAAUUGAGUCGUAUAUGAUCUAAUUGAGUCAUAUAUGAUCUAAUUGAGUCAUGUGAUCUAACUGACUCAUAUAUGAUCUAACUGAGUCAUAUGUGAUCUAAUUAAGUCGUAUAUGAUCUAAUUAAAUCGUAUAUGAUCUAAUUAAGUUGUUUAUGAUCUAAUUGAGUCAUAUAUGAUCUAAUUGAGCCAUAUGUGAUAUAAUUUUUAUCAUAUGAUCUAGGUGGUGCAAAUGUAAUCUAACUGGGUCAUAAAUGAUCUAAUUGGGUCGUAUAUGAUCUAAUUGUAUCAUAUGUGAUGUUAUUCAUUCAUAUAUGAUCUAAGUGAUGCAUAUGCAAGCCAACUUGGUCAUACAUAAUCAAAUUGCAUCACAUAUGAUUGAACUGUCAUACAUGAUCCAGCAAAGUCAUACAUGAUCCAACUAAGUCAUUCAUGAUCCAAGUCAUACAUGAUGUAAUUGGCUCAUGUGUGAUCCAACUGUCAUACAUGAUCCAGCAAAGUCAUACCUGAUGUAAUUGGGUCAUGUGAUUUACUUGAGCCAUGAUCAUAUGUGGGUCAUGUAUGUUCCCACUGAAUCCUUUAUGAAUGAAAUGUGUGAAUCAGGUGUGUGGUGGAAAUUAAUAAUGUUAUAAUGUAUCAAUCAAACAAGUCAUGCAUCACCACACUAGUUAUAUGUCAAAAAGGUAUAUACUAUUGAUGAGUCACAUAUUACAAGGAAAACUGUAAAUGUUUGUUUAUUGCCAGACACUGCACAGCAGUAUUCCUACAAUACAACCGUGACCUGUACCCAAUCAAGACUUGACCAGACAAUCCAGUGACACAAUAGCCCAUUUACUGAUUUACUGUUUUUGGUUUAAGCAGUGUUUGGGAUGACUGCUCGAUGGCAACCUUUAUGACAGAGAUGUUAAACUGUGGCAUGGUCUUUUCAAUCAUAAUUAACUAUGUACAUCAUUGUAAA
Haliotis rufescens (red abalone) is the source of this 1767-nucleotide messenger RNA. RefSeq lists its product as uncharacterized. The transcript is spliced from 4 exons. Lineage: Eukaryota; Metazoa; Mollusca; Gastropoda; Lepetellida; Haliotidae. The record is from RefSeq and is a predicted model, not a curated record. Bases 89 to 610 code for a protein of 173 amino acids.